AUGCCUCGCGAGCAGAAGAAGAGAGGCCGCCGGGCCGAACAGAAGGCUCACAAAGAUGAAUCCAAGCGGAAAUACGACGAAGCGCCCGAAGAACCUGCCGCGAAACGGAUCAAGGCCGACGAGCCCGACACCUCCGAACAGCCUGCAGACUACAUCCCCUUUGAGCAAGAAGAAGGCCAGCCAGAAGAUCAUGGUGCAUCGGGUGACAUGCCGUUUUACGGUCUACUCGACGCCGAAGAGUCGGAAUACUUCUCGCGCGCCAGCGAAAUGCUCGAACUGAACAAGUUCCAAGAUGCCGAGGAACGGAGUCUGUUCGUCGACAGCGUCUACGAAGAAGCCAAUGGCAAGGAAUUGAAGAUUGCCUGCAGUCAGGGCUGCUCUCGUCUUAUGGAAAAAUUGAUCUCCAUGUCCAAUACAAGCCAGAUUCGUCACAUAUUCGGCAAGUUUCUCGGCCACUUCCUCCACCUUGUACAGCACCGAUUCGCGAGUCACUGCUGCGAAACGCUUUUUACUCAUGCUGCCCCGGCAGUUAUGCAGAAAGCAGCGAAGGCCCAGGCCAAGAAAAAGGCCAACGAGGAGGAUGGCGAGGCAGAGUCGGAUCUGUCCCUUGCGGACAUGUUCAUGGCUGUUAUUGAGGAACUAAAGGAUAACUGGGGGUAUCUGUUGACGGAACGGUUUGCGUCGCAUACAAUUCGGGUUUUGCUCCUCGUUCUCGCUGGUGAGCCGGUGGAUGUGUCCUCGUCCGACUCAGUCAUCGCGAGCCGCAAAAAGGAAAAGCACGGCGUCCUAACUGCGGAGGCACAAGAGGAAAAGGGUACUACGCAAAAGAGGGGUGUACCCGAAUCGUUUGAACCCGCUCUGAAGAAGAUCAUGAAAGAUAUGGUUUCAGGGCUGGACGACACUUAUCUCCGAGCCCUGGCUACACAUCCCGUUGGGAACCCUGUUCUUCAAGUGCUGCUAUUUCUGGAGCUCUCGCAUUUUGGUAAAUCCAGUGCCAAGAACCCGGAUUCGAUCCUCCGGAGACUGGUGCCCGACGAGUCUUUUGAGGAAGGUACAGAGAGCGCAACUUUCAUUCGCGGCCUGCUCUAUGAUCCGGUGGGCUCGCGCUUGGUGGAGACCAUGGUGCGACACAUGCCGGGAAAGGUGUUCAAGAAUCUCUAUAAGAACAAUAUCCGUGAUCGCAUCGGGUCUCUGUCUCGCAAUACCACUGCGGGCUACGUGGUCCUUCGGACCUUGGAGAGGCUGGGGAAGGACGACCUGCAAAAUGCUAUGGAACUCAUCAUCUCGGAAGUUCCUGGUCUUGUCGAACGCUCCAGGAUCGUUGUUCUUAGAGUGUUGAUUGAGCGAUGUGUGGUCCGUGGUGUCGACACAAAGCCUCUUGCCAAUGCAUUUGAGAAGGCUUACGACCAGGACCCGGCAGUUCGGCUUCAGCAGAUGCUGAAACUCGGGGGGACUGCAGAGACGGCGGCUCAGGAGUCCUUGGAUGAGGCUAAGGAGGGGGGUGAUGAGGAGAGGCAGAAAGAACAGAGAGAAAAAACGCCUGCAGCCGAGAAGCUUCACGGAUCUCUACUAGCGCAAGCGAUGCUGGCCGUUCCCGGCCCGUUGAGUGGACUUGUGUACAGCAGCUUGCUGGCGCAGCCCUCCGAUUCCAUCAUACAGAUGUCGCGAGAUCCGACUGCGUCUCGCGUCCUCCAGCAAGCUCUUACCCUUCCAACUUCUACCACCCAAUUCCGCCGACAGAUCACUACACGAUUCCAAGGACACAUGAAAGACCUCGCCCUGAACAGCAGUGGCUCGCACGUGGUGGACUCAUUGUGGCCAGCGACCAAGGACAUCUUUUUUGUCAAAGAGCGCAUGGCGCAGGAACUGGCGGAGCAUGAGAUGGCGCUGCGUGAUUCCUUUCUCGGCCGGGCGGUCUGGCGGAACUGGUCAAUGGAUCUUUACAAGCGCCGGCGCGGUGAAUGGACUGGCCGCGCAAAGGGUAUUGAGAGGCAGCCAGAAAACGGUGAUGGCGCACGACCCAAGUCGAAGAUUGAGCUGGCGCGGGCUCGCUUUGCGGCGCAGCAAGGAGACGGGGCGGCAGCGUCGGCCUGA
Penicillium riverlandense is the source of this 2094-nucleotide messenger RNA. RefSeq names its product RNA-binding RNA processing protein NOP9 (gene nop9). Gene Ontology annotation, molecular function: RNA binding. Gene Ontology annotation, biological process: endonucleolytic cleavage in ITS1 to separate SSU-rRNA from 5.8S rRNA and LSU-rRNA from tricistronic rRNA transcript (SSU-rRNA, 5.8S rRNA, LSU-rRNA); ribosomal small subunit export from nucleus; endonucleolytic cleavage to generate mature 5'-end of SSU-rRNA from (SSU-rRNA, 5.8S rRNA, LSU-rRNA). Bases 1 to 2094 code for a protein of 697 amino acids. The record is from RefSeq and is a predicted model, not a curated record. Lineage: Eukaryota; Fungi; Ascomycota; Eurotiomycetes; Eurotiales; Aspergillaceae. Gene Ontology annotation, cellular component: 90S preribosome; preribosome, small subunit precursor; nucleolus. The transcript has a single exon.